GGGGUGAUGUUUACGGCGUGAUUCGGGAUGUUUCGUUCGCGUAAACGCCAAAGCAAUUUCGGCUUAUCGAAUAUUAAUAGAGCACUUCUUUUGAGAUUGUAAUUGAAGCGCUACACCUUCUGCGAAGUGUCGGUGACGCGAAACAUCGAGUGCCGUUAAAUUCAGCACUUGAAAGAAGGACAGUUCCAGCACACUGGCUCCUGCACUUCUUACCCAACCUCAGGAGGGCAUCUUCCAUUAGUUUCUGAACACUUUGCACGCAUGAACAUUUUAGCUGGCAACAUAUGCUAUCUCGGGCGUUCAACUAACUGACAUCCUUAAUAGGGGACCUCGAAUUGAUACCCUCGGCUCAAUAUGUACCAGGGGCAUCUGCAGGGGAAAGACUCUAGGGCUGCAGAUAAGAGCGUUGCCAUGGUGCUGAAGGAGAUACCCAAUAAGGCGUCCCCAGAAGGCAAGCCCCUCCUCACGGUGACAAACAAGCAGCUGGUGAGCGAACAACAAGAGAGUCGACCCUUGCUGAGCCCCUCCAUUGAUGACUUCCUGUGUGAGACGAAGUGUGACAGGGCUGCCCGCCCUGUGACCUCUAACACAGCAGUACUGUCCUCUUCUCUGGACCUGCUGGACCUGAGUGACCCCGGAGAUAAACGGAACGGUAAAGACAGAAAGAGCCCUGUGUCUAUAAGGAGCACGCCUCACAGAAAGAAACGAGAUGAAACAGAGCUGAUCCAGGUGGACAUUGAACACAACACAUCUUGCUCUCACACCCCUGUGAAAGAGUCUCUGGAUUCAGCAGUAGUUCCUUCUCCAUUGGAAAAAUGGGAAGAACUCACCCUCCAUCCAGACAGAAUUGGUAACAGGAAAUGGAAACAGGAGAAAAGGCGUUCCUCAAAAACAUCUGGAGAUUUUGUGUGGUCAAUUGACAGCAAAACACACCCUGAAAGUGACACCAAGACCUCACUGGAAGUAAAUUACAAGAGGGAAGCAGAAACAACCGCACAAGGUCAAGUGAGAACAGACCGAAGAUGGGGCAGCAUGCUCCUGUCCAGAAACCAGUCGCUGGAGGAGGAGUAUGAGAGGGCCAAAGCAGCCGUGGAAUCUGAUACGGAGUUCUGGGAUAAGAUGGAGGCUGAGUGGGAAGAACUGGCCCGAAGGAACUGGUUGACAGAAAAUGAAGAGGCCCAGUUUCCCCCCACUGUGUCCCCUCUUGAAAAGGGAUAUUACUUCCACACAGACAAUCCAUAUAAAGACUGGCCAAAUGCAUUCGAAGAGGGAUUGCGGAAGGCCAGAGAGGGAGACCUGCCCAAUGCAGUCCUGCUCCUAGAAGCGGCUAUCUUGCAGGACCCUCAGGACUCUGAAGCUUGGCAAGUGCUGGGGACCACACAGGCAGAGAAUGAGAAUGAGCAGGCAGCAAUUGUCUCCCUCCAGAGGUGUCUGGAACUUCACCCCAAUAACCUGCAGGCACUGAUGGCCUUGGCUGUGAGCAUGACAAACACAGGCAUGAAGCAAGAAGCUUGUGAGGCAUUGCUGGGCUGGCUGAAGCACAACCAGAAGUACAAGCACCUCCUGAAGAACUGUACUCACCUGCACAGCUCACCAGGCCACCAUCGCCUCUCCCACGCCUCACCUGAUGCAUGCCCUCUUCUGCCAGAAGUGAAGGAACUAUACGUGGAAGCUGCCCAGGAGAAUCCGGACAGGAUCGACCCAGACCUGCAGACUGGCCUGGGCGUGAUGUACAACCUCAGCUCCGAGUUCAACAAGGCUGUAGAGGCCUUCAAUGCCGCGCUGUCAGUCCGGCCAGAGGACUACUUGUUGUGGAAUCGUCUUGGGGCAACCCUGGCUAACGGGGACCGCAGUGAGGAGGCCGUUGAGGCCUACACCAGGGCCCUGGAGCUCCAGCCAGGCUUCAUACGCUCCCGCUACAACCUGGGUAUCAGCUGCAUCAACCUGGGGGCACACAGGGAAGCUGCCAGCAACUUCCUGACAGCACUGGGUCUGCAAAGGAAGAGCAGUAGUCGACAGCUCUCACACCAGGUCAUGUCUGGCAACAUCUGGGCAGCCCUGAGGAUAGCCCUCUCCAACAUGGACCAGCCAGAACUCUUCCAGGCUGCUAACAUAGGGGACCUGGAUUUACUCAUGAGAGCCUUCAAUCUGGACAUGUGAACUAUAGGAAACCCUUUAGACUGCAUACAAGCCAAGAACCCAAAGUCCUUCAAAGGGAGUGACCCGUAACCCAUUUUACAAGUCUUUUUCUUUUCGCAGAGCACCUUUACAUUCCCGAGAACUGUGAGCACUUGGUGAGAGACUACUUUAGACAGAUUUGCACUGCAGCCUAAGAUUUCUGAAGAGCACAAUGCCUGGCAAAGAUUGUAAAAGUAUGCCUUAGAGAAAAGAAAUAGGGAUCGCCAAUCCAGUGGCGUGAGAACAUGUAUUGAAAUAAUGGUGAAUGUGGUGUAACGAAAUUCAAAGGGGUUGCAGUCUUGAGUCUCACAUAAGGUAAAACAGUUGGUAGACAUUUGUAUUGUAAGACAGAUCAAAGCAAUAGUUUGAAUUUGCUUAAGAAAUAACUGAAACUUCAACUCUCAAAUCUCAUUUUUAUCCAACAGUAACAGCUUUUAAAUUACAACAGACUAAAUAAUUAUCUGUAAUCCAUUGGUUAUAAUUCAUUGGGGAUAUUUUCACUGAACACUCAAUGCACUAUAUUUAUAUCCAGAAACCCAUAGAGGCUGUCUUCUUCAUGGCUGCAUUGCUAGUUAAACAAAACGAAAACUUUCCUGCUCUUUGCUGUAACCUGCAGGCCAGACUAUAAAGCCAUUAAAAUGCAUGUUAAACAUUUAGUUAGUUCAGACUUUAUGAGAAAGAUGACAGAUGGAAGCCAUUACCUCUUAUUAUCUUGCCUCUUGAAAUAGCUCAUUUAUUGUCAUCCUGUAAUCCUCAAACCAAUAUCAAGGUUCUCUGGACACCUUUACUGAAUGCCAUAGUAAUUUUUUAAGGUGCAUAAAAGAUGCAGGCAACUGUCCUCCUCCACAGUUCCACAUGCCACAAAGUUAUAAACCUGCAUUAACAUGUACCACAACUUUGCUGCGGUUUUUUACUUACAAAAAAUGUUGCACUGUUCCAUUACUGUGUUCUAAUGCUCAUGCGAUUGCUCCAGAAACCAAUAUUUAUUGGUUUAAUAUUUAAUAUUUAUGACUCUGUAGUUUUACUUAAUAUGGCCCUAAAAUAGUUGUACGUUGCAUGCCUGAGGCAAAUGUCAGUGAGUGACAAAAUCUCUGUUGGGUUCUUUUUAUAUUAUUAUUUUUCCAUUCAGCUCUGUGUGUCUUAGUUAUGUAAGGUUCUCUGAGAGCACUGUAAAACGCUCUCAGGACAAGCCUGUGCUUUCUAGCUGACUGCUUACUACUGUAAAUUAUAUUAUGGCUGUAUUGGUAGAGCCUGAGGAGAGCCUCCCCUUUUUAGAACUUUGUACAUUCUCAGGUGAGCUGAUAUAGAUGACCUUUACUCUAGAACACCACCUGAUUUAAGAGGACCGCAUGCUGAAUGCACUUAUUUUUGAAUGCAGUAGCUUUAUUUAUAUGCAUGAAAUUGUCAUGCCUCUUUUACUCUAACCUUCAUUUCUACGAUAUACAUAUAAUCGUAACAAUUUUGCAUUUCAGAGCAUAUUGAUCUUUAUGUAAUUGCACUUAUCUAAACUAAAUUAAUAUAUAGCAAUUAGUUUUGCAAUGCAACAAUUAAUCUAGAGAGAAUAUUCUUUAUUGUAUACUUAUUGAUACUAAACUCACCAAAGACCAGAUUUACUGAAGCCUGUAGUGCACACAAAACUUAAAUUCCAGCAAACCAAGUGCACAAUCAAUAGUUCGUCCUGAAUCAAUCUUUACUCUCAUGCUACUGGAAAUACACAGUACAUGCUAAUACACGGGCUUCGGUAACUUUGGUGCAGUAUAUUUAAACAUAGCAAAAUAUAAUAUCCAGUAAACAUAUAUGAAAGUUUUCUUUUCAAAUAAAAUUUAAAAAACCCUUGUAAUUUUGUGUGCUUAUGGUUUUUAAUCAUUCCACUUGUUUUACAUUGUUUUAUAGCUCAAUGUAAGUUAGAUUUCCUCUCAAUGCAAUAACUUCUAACCCCUUCAGAGGCAUUCUGUCAACAAGACACAAGAUUCCACAAAUAAUAAAUGUAGCUUCUUUGUGUACUGCACGUGAAAGUAAUUACAAAAUAUGAAAAAAUGACAGAAAUGAACAAUUAUGUGGUUUAUUGAAUAAUUCAAACAUGAAUCAGGUGUACGACUGGACAGUCCUUGACUGUGAACACACCCACAUUUACCUUAAUAAUGGUUUGUCCGAAGUAUUAUUUGGAUAGGAAGAGCCAUUAAAAAAUUUAGACAAGCUGUGUAAAUCAUUAUAAUGUCUGUAUGAGUCGGCACACUUUUUUGCAAAAGGAACAAAUAAAAAUCUUGCAUCAUUUGACAUUCAGUACCUAGAAAAACAUGACAAAAUGGAUAAAUCAUGAAAGAUCAACUAUACAUUUAAAAACACAAAAUGACUAGUUUCUGAGUUUUAGUGCAGAGAACGUCAAGGCAUGUUAUAGAAGGCGGUAGGUGCAUCACCCUUCACAAAGGGAAAUGGACAGACGAGGGGGAAACACAGAGCUGACGAGCUUGUGACGCGACAUCCUUCAGCUCUCAAGCCAUCUUUGAGUGAGCGGACAGAGAGGAAGAGAAAGAAAGAAAAGAUUUUUUUAUUUUAAAAAUUUUUUUUUUAAUGUUGUUUAGUUUAAAUUAUGUGCUAAAGUCUUUACGUAUUAAUAGUACAAAUCCUUCAUUACUAAAGUAUUUAAAGCCAGUAUUGUAGUUGAUUAACUGGAGUCUGUAUCUUAUUCUAUGCUUUAAUAAAAAACAUGGGGAAGUGACCAGAAAAAGUGGCACAAAACAGCAAAUUGAUGAGAGAUUUGGUAUUACUGAGCACCAUAAACAGUACAUUCAAUGUGCACAGCCCUGUAGUACCUG
This is a messenger RNA of Electrophorus electricus (electric eel), 4994 nucleotides long. It is a transcript of the gene pex5la, whose product is annotated as peroxisomal biogenesis factor 5-like a. Gene Ontology annotation, molecular function: protein binding. NCBI's taxonomy places the organism in Eukaryota, Metazoa, Chordata, Actinopteri, Gymnotiformes, Gymnotidae. The record is from RefSeq and is a predicted model, not a curated record. Gene Ontology annotation, biological process: protein import into peroxisome matrix, docking. Gene Ontology annotation, cellular component: cytosol; peroxisomal membrane.